AAGACGGUGGUCUAAGCGCUGCUGAACAAGUGGCAGCGGUCGAGGCGGAAGUUGCCUCCCGCUAGAUUCACAGCGCUGCAGUAGAAGCAGCGAAAGCUGAACCAGAAGACUCCGACUGGAGUACGAUAGGAGUAAAAGAAUUUUAAUUUAUUUGAAUUUGAAUAAAAGUGAAAGGUGCAAAAGCACGGUUGCAGAUUGGCCAAAUACGGCUCAGAACCCCCUUCAAAAAAACCCUCGCGGGUAUACAUUGUAGGGGUGGGUGAGGGAUUCUAUAAAAUAAAGAAACCCGUUAUAAAAAAAAAAAAAAAAAAAAAAAAAAAAGCCAGUUAUCCCGGUUCAUCGGGUAGCCGUCGAGUGAAGACAUAUGUAAACACGCUCCGACGAAGUUUGCAAAAAAAGUGUGUAAAACGGCCUCGGAUCGCUCUGAAACCCUCAAAAUCGUGCUUAGAACACCCAAAUUACCUAUAGAUAGUGAAGUUAGGUCGAAUUUCGGUGAUUUUUUGCGUUUUCAAAAAUUCGAGUUGUUGUGUGUACGUGGGCCCCCCCCCGGUAGCGCAAGAAUUCCGGGUGUGGAAAUUUGGGGCAAAAAUUAGCGUUCUCGGCCCCGAAAACACUCAAUUUUAGUGAAAUUGGUGGUGCUGAAACGUUUUAUUGUGUUUUCGAGACGAUCCGAGCAGUGAAAAGUGUAAAAAAGUGUGUGUGUUUUUUCCCCAUACAUUUUGUAUGGGGAACUUAGCAUGCAAAUAUUUUAGUGAAAUUUGCACGGAUUUUGUCCGGAUGUGGUUUGAAAGGUGCGCGUAGCGACGUUCUAAGCAUUGUGCGAAAAAACGGACGAGAAAUCGGCGGAAAAACGCAAAAAUAAAAAGUGUCGGGGGUGCUUCCGCCGGAGCACGUGUUUUUCGUAAAAACGGAAUGAUUACAAAAACAAGAAUAACUCCGUGAGUUUUGGCCCGAAUUAAGUGCGGUUUUCACCGUUGUGCUUGUUUUAACGUGUACAAUAAGAUGCAAUCAAAAAAUCAGUGAAAAUCACGAAAAAAAAAUUUUGACGUUUUCGGUGACAUUUGAGGGAUACCCGUAAGGCAAAUUUGGUCUGGGAAGCAGUUCCCGUACAGCAAAAUUUGAAUUUAUCGUUAGUGCUCGAAAAACUGCUCGAACAUUUAAAAGUGUGCGUAAAAUUCAGCGAAGUGGUGUAGUGUCAGCGGGAGCUCGAAUCUGCCCGAAUCGAGGCGCUCGAAAAGUGCUCGAUUUUUUUCGAAACUGCUCGAAUUUUUCGAAAAAUUCGGAGAAGCUGUAGGGUGGUAGAGGGUGACAAAACAAACACGGGAAAAUUAUUUUCCACCCUUUUCCCCUCCCCCCCACCCGGUGAAGUGCAAAGUUAAAAUAAAAAAAAAAAAGUCCAAAAAGGGUGGAAGUCGGGGUCGAACCGUUUAGACGUAUAAACGCACCGGGGAAAUUCGGGACUGGUGCGGAAUAAUUCCCCACGCGCGAGACGCACCCUCCCGAAAUUUACCCCACCCCCUCCCCCUCCCCCCCGACCACCAGGGGGGCAUAAAUUGGACCGUUUUCAUCCUAAGCAGCGGAAUUGAAGCGAAGAUCGACAUUAUAGCAGAACACCAGCUAGGCGACGCAGCAUCCCAGGGGUCUUUCCGACCCCCUGGGUCAUCCGACCCCCGGGGUCUUUUCGACCCCCAGGGCUAUUUAACCAAGCCAUCGCGAUCGUCAGUCAGUCGUGAUGGAAGCAGCCGGGAGAUCGACCCGCUCGGGUGCUAGGGCGACGUCGGUGGACUGCCGCACCAGCUUGGCUCCUAGCUCCAAGCUCUUUGCGGCCGAGCCACGUGUUGCGCUUCCUAGGCUAAGCGCCACAGGCGCUAGUAAGCCCAUUGCGCAGCCAAAAGCUGCAUCAGCGACACCGGCUCCGGAGCUCGAGUUGCUCAGAGCUACAAUACAACGGCUCGAGGAGCAGAACUGUGCGAUGAAGGAGCAAAACGCACAACUCCUGGAGCAGAUAACUGGCAUGUGCCAACUGCUGCAGGAGGAAAAGGAGGAGGCGAAGCGCCGUGAAGAAAAGCUGGAGGCGCAAAUGGAGAAGCUAGCCGCCGCACAUCAACGCGAUCGAGAUGUGCUCAACUCUCUGCUGGCGGCAAAGGUUGGCGGUGGACAACCGUCAGCUAGUCCACGUCAACCUCCAACUCCGUUGCCGCGCCGAUCCUCUGCGCAGCCGCAGCAGCAGCAACAACAGCAGCAGCGGAACCAGCACGAGCAGGAGCAGCCCCGCGCGUCGACGUCGCGCGCAGUCAUGCCGCCGCGUAGCGAGGCAUUGACAGCCGUCCGCGGAGACGUCGUGCCGGAGUUGACCUACAGCGAGGUGGUACGUCGCAGGUACCGUGGCAAGGCUACCGGCAAGCCACGCUCCCAACAGCAGCCGCAACAGCAGCAGCAGCAGCGUCAGCCACAGCGACAGGCAGCCGUUACCGCGGAGUAUCAACAGCAGCAGCAGCAACGUCAGCCACAGCGACAGGCGGUCGCUGGCUCGCAGCAGCAACAACAGGAGCAACAGCGUAAGCGAAAGCCGAGGCCUGACAUCAUCGAGGUGUCACCCAGCGAAGGCGAAACCUGGGACAGCAUCGACGAUAAGGUACGCAAAGCCAUCCGCCACGACCCUGCCUACUGUGGCAUGAAAGGGCAUAUCAAGCAGGGUCGCCGAACCCAUGCGAGGCUGCUACGCAUGGAACUAAGCAAGACGGCAAAUGCCCCACUUAUGCUAGAUAGCGUCCGCAAGAUUAUCGGUGAUGCAGGCGUAAGUCGGCUUGUCACCGAAAUGGGUGAACUGAUCGUGGUAGACAUCGAUCCCCUCGCUGCAGAGGAGGACGUCAUUGCUGCCCUCGAUGAGAAGAUUGGCGCAAGUGCUGGAGUAGUCUCCACCAGCAUUUGGGAACUUCCGGAUGGAGCGAAGCGUGCACGCAUCCGGCUACCAGCGAAGUCGGCUCGUCAGUUGGAAGGAGCAAAGCUGUUCCUGUGCGACUGCGUCAGCAAGGUACGUGCAGCCCCACCAACUCCUCCAGAGCGACAGCGUUGUUUCCGCUGUCUGGAGAUGGGCCACAUUGCCUCGAACUGCCGAUCCGCUGCAGAUCGGCAGAAUUUGUGCAUCCGUUGUGGACUAGACGGACACAAAGCACGAACCUGCCAAAAUGAGGCGAAGUGUGCACUGUGUGGUGGCGCUCACCACAUAGGCCACAGCGAAUGUGCUCGUUCGGCUCUGCGAUGUUCCCGGCCCUGAAAGUUUUGCAGGCGAAU
Molecule: messenger RNA, 3294 nt
Organism: Anopheles gambiae (African malaria mosquito)
Lineage: Eukaryota; Metazoa; Arthropoda; Insecta; Diptera; Culicidae
Product: mushroom body large-type Kenyon cell-specific protein 1-like
Exons: 1
Coding region: 1733-3277 (514 amino acids)
Molecular function (GO): zinc ion binding; nucleic acid binding
Source: RefSeq, a predicted model, not a curated record